AUGCUCUUUCCGCUCCGCCCGGGUGCGACGGACCCAGAGCGGCCCGCUCCCCCCUCUCGGACCGCGAUGGUGCGGCCCGCUCCUCGGCUGCUCCCCCGCCCGCGGGAGCUUUGCAAAAGUCCCGGAGUUGGCGAGUUGGGCGCUAACUGGUGCGCGCCGUGGGACGCGCUCCAGGGGACCCCCAAAGUCCAUCCCGGCCACCUCGGCUCCGGACUCCAGCCAAGAGUUUUCGGGCUCCCCGGGGGAUAUGCAAAUAGUACUGGAGUCCGGACACUCCCCUCCUGGGAGGAGGGCUGUGGCGUCCCACCGCGAGGCUCGGCCCGGAGGACCUGCGGACUUCUUUUGCCGCCGGGCCUUGGUAUUCCCAGGCGGGAAAUGGGGCCGCCGCUGCGCUGCCCGCGCACGGUUCUGUGCACCCUGGUUUUCUUCCCCCCGAGUUCCCGGCGCUGUGGUGAGGGUUCUGAGGAAGUCGGGCCGCCUCGGCGCUGCAGCCGGCCGGCCGAGGAGCGGGACUCCGACGGUGAUGCCUGUGGCUCCUACAGUGCUCUUCGUUUAUUAAUAAAUUGCUUCCUCUCUGAUGCCCAGGGUCGACGCGCCCUCUUGGUUGCCUUCCUUGCCCCCCCGCCCCCCCCCCCACAUGCCCCCAGCAGCAAAGCUGCUAAGCUGGGGACAAGGGCGGAAGUUACCCUUGGCAGCCAGGUUCUGGUGGCCUGCGGCAUGUGGUUGCUCCCCAAAUACAUCGUCUCAAAGUGGGGACCAGGCAGUCCUUUGUUUGAGCAGAUGGGUUGA
Messenger RNA from Rangifer tarandus platyrhynchus (Svalbard reindeer), 789 nucleotides. The record is from the annotation of a GenBank genome assembly. Lineage: Eukaryota; Metazoa; Chordata; Mammalia; Artiodactyla; Cervidae.